This is a messenger RNA of Dromaius novaehollandiae (emu), 1708 nucleotides long. It is a transcript of the gene PGLYRP2, whose product is annotated as peptidoglycan recognition protein 2. Gene Ontology annotation, biological process: defense response to Gram-positive bacterium; peptidoglycan catabolic process; detection of bacterium. NCBI's taxonomy places the organism in Eukaryota, Metazoa, Chordata, Aves, Casuariiformes, Dromaiidae. The transcript is spliced from 5 exons. Gene Ontology annotation, molecular function: N-acetylmuramoyl-L-alanine amidase activity; zinc ion binding; peptidoglycan binding. Bases 54 to 1448 code for a protein of 464 amino acids. The record is from RefSeq and is a predicted model, not a curated record.
GGACAAAGUCCGGUGCUCCCCCGCCACGCGUGUGCUGCCGCCGGCCGGCCAACAUGCUCCCGACACGCGUGCAGCGUCUCGUCCUGCUGCUGAGCCUCUGCACCCAGCCUGUGACAGGUCGCCUCCCGCGCCACAUGGACACGCUGGUGCAGAUCGUGGAAGCCCUGGAGGCCACCAACGCCACGGAGGCCUUGGCCGGCGGCGCCCCGGAGCUGGGGCGGGCGCUGGGCGGCGGCGGCACCCCGCUGCAGCGCGCGGUGCUGGGUGCCCCGGCGGGUGCCCCGGCGGCCCUCGGCGCCGAGCAGCGGGCGCUCCUCGCCGAGCUGCUGCGCCCGGGCCCGGAGGCUGCCGAGCGCGGCGUGGUGCUGGCGCCCGACGGCUCCACCGUGGCCGUGGGCCCCUUGCUCGCCGGCCUCGAGGUGGGUCUCAAGCGCGCCGCGGGGACGCCCGCCGCGCCGGCGCCCGGCGACCCGCUCUACGCCGUCACCCUGGCCGAAGCCUUGGGGACCUCCUACCUGCUGGCCCGCGCCAACGGCACCCGGGCCACCCUGGGACCCGGCGGGUGCUGGGACGACGUGGAGGACCCGCAGGUCUUCACGCUGGUGGGACCUCCAUCGCCCGUCCCCGACGCGUUGGCCAACGGGGCGCUGGACGGGGUGCUGCUGGGCGCCCAACUCGCCGAGACGCCGGCGCCGCUCGCCGCCCUGCUCCGCGGCUACUACCACCCCGGCGCGGCGGGCGAGCGGGCGCCCAGCAGCUUUCGGCGCCGGCGUUUCGGCGCCCGGACGGGGCCGGAGAAGCUGGAGGAGGAGGUGGCGGCCGCCCUGCGCCUGCUGCGGGUGCUGCCCGCCACCCGCUCGCUCCUGGAGGACGUGGGGGACGAGGAGGCGGCGGCCGUGGCUCGGCGGGCGGCGCGGGACUUCGUGGACGCCUACGUGGAGUGCCCGGCCGUGGUGCCCCGGUGCAUGUGGGGCGCCCGUCCCUACCGGGGCACCCCGAGCGCCCUGACGCCGCCGCUGCCCUUCGUCUACAUCCACCACACCCACGAGCCGGGCGCCCCGUGCCGCACCUUCGCCGCCUGCGCCCGCGCCAUGCGCGCCAUGCAGCGCUUCCACCAGGACACCCGCGGCUGGGACGACAUCGGCUACAGCUUCGUGGUGGGCUCCGACGGGUACCUCUACGAGGGCCGCGGCUGGCACUGGGUGGGCGCCCACACCCGCGGCUACAACAGCCGUGGCUACGGCGUCGGCUACGUGGGCGACUACACGGCCAGCCCGCCCGACGCCGACGCCCUGGCCCUGGUGCGCGACGCCUUCCUGCCCUGCGCCGUGCGGACCGGCCGGCUGCGGCACAACUACACCCUGCGGGGCCACCGGCAGAUGGGACGCACCGAAUGUCCCGGGGACUCGCUCUUCCGCGAGAUUGAGACCUGGCACGGCUUCCAGUGAGGAUUGGCCAUGCGGAUGCCAGCUGGGAUGGACGCUGGCCCAGAUGGAUCCUAGUCCGGAUGGACCCUGGCUUGAUGGGCGCCAGCCGGGAUGGACCACGGUCUGGAUUGGUCCCGGCCUGACGGAUGCUGGCCCAGAUGGGUCCUGGUCCAGACGGACCCUGGCCCGACGAGUGCCAGCCCGGAUGGACACCAGAGCUAUCCCGAACCCGGAGCGGCCAAAGGGCUGGAAAUCUCCCAGCAAUAAAACUGGAGCCAGGA